Messenger RNA from Syngnathoides biaculeatus (alligator pipefish), 951 nucleotides. RefSeq names its product glycine cleavage system protein H (aminomethyl carrier), b (gene gcshb). Lineage: Eukaryota; Metazoa; Chordata; Actinopteri; Syngnathiformes; Syngnathidae. The transcript is spliced from 5 exons. Gene Ontology annotation, cellular component: mitochondrion; cytoplasm; glycine cleavage complex. Bases 162 to 677 code for a protein of 171 amino acids. Gene Ontology annotation, biological process: protein lipoylation; glycine decarboxylation via glycine cleavage system. The record is from RefSeq and is a predicted model, not a curated record.
CCGCUAGAUGUCACCAAACACGAGCGCCCUUCCUCUCCCACCCCACCUCAGUUGAUGAUGCGCGCUCCCGAGGUCAAGUGCAUGAACGCUGGCUUCCCAGCACGCCCGCGGGCGCGCACUCACUCACACACACACACACACACACUCACUCGGGAGCGAAGAUGGCGAUGAGAGCGGCGUUGCGGUGCCUCACCGCAAACUUGCCUUCCGGGCUUCCUCAGCGCUCACACGCGGGGGCUCUCCCGGCGACGCGGCUCCUGUGGGCGGCGAGGACGUCGAGCACCGCGGCCGACGCCCGCUCCGAAGCUUUAAAGUUCACCGAUAAGCACGAGUGGGUGCGAGUCGAAGGUGACAUCGGCACGGUCGGUAUCAGCAAUUAUGCUCAGGAAGCUUUAGGUGACGUGGUGUACUGCGGACUCCCCGAAGUCGGCCAACGUCUCGAACAAAUGGAGGACUUCGGCGCCUUGGAGAGCGUGAAGGCCGCCAGCGAGCUUUACUCGCCGCUGACGGGUGAAGUGAAGGAAAUCAACACCGAGCUGGCCGACAAUCCCGGACUGGUGAAUAAAGCUUGCUAUACAGACGGGUGGCUCAUCAAGAUGACCAUCGAAAGGCCGGAUGAGCUGCAAGGCCUCAUGGAUCAAGCUGCUUAUGAUCGUUUUAUCAAAUCACUGGAAUAGUGAACCAUGACAAAUCGCCGUGCUGCUUUUUGUACUUCAAUAACACCGAUCACCCUCUGUGCUAUUUAUUCUCAUUCCGAAACGGUGCCGUGAGAAUAAUUCUACGCUGUCAAGAGCUUCUGUUUUCGAAAGUUCUGAUUCGGCGGUAUAAAACUGUAUAAGGGCUCCUGGGAAUGUUGGAUCUAGCGCCUGAUGCUCGCGAUCUUCAAUGUGCACAAAUGAGAUGCUGAUAAGUGCUGUCAAUUUCAUGAAAUAAACUUGACACUUUCUUGGA